Molecule: messenger RNA, 3819 nt
Organism: Bicyclus anynana (squinting bush brown)
Lineage: Eukaryota; Metazoa; Arthropoda; Insecta; Lepidoptera; Nymphalidae
Gene: ADD1
Exons: 9
Coding region: 194-3139 (981 amino acids)
Source: RefSeq, a predicted model, not a curated record
UAUUCCAAAAAAAAAUAAAGAUGCCAAAAUGGCUGAACAAAAGUUUGCUUUGUAAAAUUUUGUAGACGUGCAAUUUGCUAUUUGUACUGAAGAAGCAUUUGUAAACUCAUAUUUUAAAGAAUCGCUUAUCAUGUAAUAUUCUCUGUAAUUGCUUGUAAAUUCUCUUGGUAAUCAGUGAUUUAUACCUUCUACAAUGAGCGACAUUGCUGUCGGUAGAAGCGAUACGAAUGAAGUGUCCGAGAAGCCGGUUCCAGAAAAGGAGGAACUAAAAUUCCCGCCCUUCCCAGAUCCAAAAGAUGAUGACUUUGAUGAAGAUAUCCCGGAGGAGGAGAGGAACCACUAUAAAACACUUUACAAAGAUUUAAACACUAUCACAAGUACUAAAUUACAUUGUACUGCUUGUGAUCGGCAUCUGGGCUGCUCAGCACGGAACGACAGUCGCAUGCGUACCCAUCCAAUGCUCAGGACAUUAGUUUGUCAAACGUGUCACACAUUCUAUAACAGUGGAGAGUUUGAGAAGGGUGAUGAUGGCUCAGAACUAUACUGCCGAUGGUGUGGACAAGGAGGCCAGGUUUACUGUUGCGCAGAUUGCCCUCAUGUUUUCUGUGCGAAAUGUAUAAAAAGGAAUUUGGGUACUCCAAAAAUUAAGGAAAUAGAGCAGCUAGAUGAUUGGAAAUGUUUUAAAUGUAAUAAUAAAUGUUUGUGGGACUUGCGCGCGCUGUGCUGGGCUGUCAUCCGAUACUGCGACUUGAAAAACAAAAUAACAUACUCAAUUGAAGAUCCAGCGUUAAAAGAAGCAUGUCAAAUAAGCUGUGCACAAGAUUUUUCAGAAUGUUGUAAGAAUAAAACAAAAAGAAGGGAGAAACAGGAGAACAAGAAAAAAGAGGCUGAAACUUCUAAGAAAGUUGCUGCCAGUCUUGGUAAAUUACCACCCACAAUACAGGUGAAAAAGUUUGCUUCAAUUAAUAUGGAGGAAAUAAAGCCAGACAAGAAAGCCCAAAAACGACCAGCAAGUCCCAAAAACAAAAUAAUUGUAAAAAAUCCAAUAACAAUUCCUAAUAAAAUGCUGAAUAAUCAACUAAAUAUGCCUUCACUGCCGAAAAAAAUCAGAAUGUCCAAUUCUCCUGUAAUUAAUCCAAUAAGGUUUAACAAUGACAGAAAACUCUCGCAGAACUUCUCAUGUUACUCAAGGAUUCGACCCAAGGCCCCACAAAUGCCACUAAUGUAUAAUGGUUUCAAUAGUACUCCCACAUUUUCUGCUGAUAAUAUAAACUUAUCAUUGGAAAGUCUGACACAGGGUUUAGACAUGUCGGCGAUGGCUUCACUAUCGGCGCCGGCGUCUAUGCAAGACGAUGACGUUGUUUGCACUCCUGACUUCCCAUUGGAGCCGUUGUGUGAGGUGACUGAAGACAACGGUGACGAUGACGUGCAAUGCAUCACGCCCGGCCCCGUGGCCGCGCCCAAACCGGCCCCUAUAAUGCGCGGCGCACUGUCCGACCUCAACCCCGACAACAUCAUACAGAUGACUGACAACGACGUCACCGUCAACUCCAACACCGGCGGCCUCAAGUUCAGGGUGGAUCCGCAAACUCUCUCCUCCAACAAAAUGUAUCGUCUGCCUGACGGUCGUAUUUUUGCCAUCAACGCCAAUCCUAAUAUGCCAGGAGGUUAUUCCGCUACUAUAGUCGCGGUCACCGACAACAAUGUCAACAAAGGUCCCUCUAAAGGUACAACGUUCGCUGCGAAACUGAGCGCGGUUCCUGCGGUCACGACGCCUCCUCUUCUGAAAUUAGGAAAUCGCAACCAGCCAAAUCGCAACUCCAAACGCAGCACUCCCAAGUCUCCCAAAGUCAGCAAGGCUUCAGAUAAGGGCAGGUCAUGCGACUUGAACGUUCCCGUCGAAUGGUAUCGGUAUAAUCUCGUCGACGCCAUUGACGCUUUAGAGUAUUCACUGUCGAGGUUGCAUCAAUUGAAAAAGGACGCCACCACUAUGCAUUUACGGACGCGUUCAAUCAACGAAAUGCGUGUACUGCAUCGUUCGUUAGAACGCGCUAUGAGCACCUCGAUGACACGAUUUAAGGAAAUAAGAGACAAUUUGAACAAGGAGUAUAGACAAUAUGUUUUAAAGAAAACUAGCUCCACCACCACUAGUGUUAAUAAUAGUGACGAUGAUGACGUCGAAAUAUUACCGGAGGAUGAUAAUGACGACCCAAUUUAUAUAGAUGAAAAUUCUAUGGAAUCUAAUCAGAAUGACAACCAAGAAGUCGACUUAACAGUAGUGGGCAGCAGUGACUUCAAUGACAGCAGUGACAGAUCCAUUGAAAAAAUUGAUGCUUCCAAGGAUCCUCUAAGUAUGGAUCUAGAGGCCAAUUCUAAAGGUGCAUGCAAUGAAUCUGAUGUUUUAGAUAAAGAGAAAGAGAAUGGAGUUACAGAUAAUGAACAUUUAGAAGAAAACAAUCUGCAAUCUGAUUUCCAGAAAGACGAAGAUAAAAAUGUUUCAGAUGAAAACGAACCUUCUUCUAAUGAAAAUAUAGAUAGUCUAGCUCUAGACGACGGUGCACAAAAAGAGAGUAAUGAAAAAAAUGAAAUCUCAACAACAGAUAUGAAUGGUCAAAAUGAAAAACCUAAUGAUGUGCCCGAAUCUGAAAUUGUUGAUAAAUUAGAUGAAGAAAAUAUUUUAGAUGAAAAUUCAGGUAGUGAGAAAAAGACACUCGAAACGGAAAUGAGUGAAGAAAUGAUUGAAGAUUUGUUGAAAGACGAAAGUAUCGAUAGCGGUAAUGAUGCUGGCGUCAAUUGUGAUAAGGCUGCUGAAAAUCUUGAUGAUUCUAUGGGAAUUGGUGAUGAUGUUUUAGGUAUUGGUGAUAACGCUAUAGGAAUUGGUGAUGACGCUGUAGGAAUUGGUGAUGACGCUAUGGAAAUUGGCGAUGACGCUAUAGAAAAUGGUGAGGAAGCUGCUGGCAAUGGCGAUGACGCUGCUGGCAAUGGCCAUGACACUGCUGGCAAAGGCGAUGACGCUGCUGGCAAAAAUAAUGACGCUGCUGGCAAAAGCGAUGACGCUGCUGGCAAAGGCGAUGACAUUCAGAAUGUUCAUUCCUUAGAUGAAAACCAAGAUGUAAAUAAAGAAUCUGAAAAGGACUAGUAUAAUAAUGAUAGCAUUAGCUUAGUAAGUUUUUAUUGCACAUAAGGUGAACUCCUUUAGCUUAUAAGUUUAUAGAGUGGUUGAAUAUUACAUUUUAUUGUAACACUUAUGACCGAUAUUGUGGUAAAGGGAUAAUUCCGUUAGACGAAUAUAUUUCAAAUAAAAACUUUUAGUUGUGAUAUCGCUAUUAUGCUUUAUAGUUAAUGGUAAAAUUUUCAAUAAUCCUAUUAAUAUUGUUUGUUUAAUCCCCCAGUAAUCCAUAAUUUUAGGUAGGUAUGUAUACAUUGAAAAAACAGUGUAAAGUCUAGAUUUAAUUUAAUUUAAUAUAUAAACGUUCGGUCUCGUUUCUCUACAUUAUAAAAAUUUUAAUAACAAAGUACAAUUAUAUUUCAUAUAAAUAGAUUGAACUUUAAACAUUUAUGUUGCUACAUAUAUUUAAAAAAUAUAAGGAUUAAUAAAGGUUAUAAAUUUAUUACUAGAAACUUUUAUAAACCAAACAUUUAUUUUGUCAUUUAAUUUUUGUUUGUCUUUAGAUACAAAUACUUUUAUUUAGACAGGUACUGAUAAUGUUAUAAAGUUUCAAUUACAUUUGUAAUAGGAAAUGAUUAGUGUAUAUGUACUGACAUUGAACGCUAUUUUUUACUUAUUGUGUCUCAUUAAAUAAAACAUAAAUAUCUAAA